This is a messenger RNA of Cygnus atratus (black swan), 1563 nucleotides long. RefSeq names its product leucine rich repeat containing 14 (gene LRRC14). Gene Ontology annotation, cellular component: cytoplasm. NCBI's taxonomy places the organism in Eukaryota, Metazoa, Chordata, Aves, Anseriformes, Anatidae. Gene Ontology annotation, molecular function: protein binding. The record is from RefSeq and is a predicted model, not a curated record.
UGCCCCCCCAGCACCCCCACGAGCCUUGAACCCGUCGGGGGUCCCGCUGCCGCCCCCGACCCCGCAGCCAUGCCCCCGGUCUCCUCCCUCGUCCACCUCUGCGCCCGCCGCCUGGCCGGCCACGCCGCCGGCGCCCGCCGCGCGCUGCCGCUGCUGCCGGCCGAGCUGUACCCGGCGCUGCUCGAGGCCGCCUUGGCGGAGCAGCGGGCGCCGCUGCUGCGGGACCUGGUGCGCUCCUGGCCCUACCCCGUCCUGCGCCUCCCGCGCCGCCUGCGCCGCGCCCGCCGGCCGCCCGGCAAGCUGUGCGUGCAGGCCCUGCUCCUCGCCGUCACCGCCGGCCUCCGCCGCGACGCCAGCGCCAGGCCGUGCCUGCGGGUGCUGGACAUGACGGGCCUGCAGGAUGGUGCUGAGCAGGGCCCCGACAGCCUCAGCCUCUGGUCGGGGACGGUGCUGCUGGCCAAGGCCUGCCUGGAGGCGUCGCAGCGCCGCGAUGACCAGCACGACGCCGAGCGGCUCGAGGGCUCGCCGGGCUCAUCGCCGCCACCGCCCUCGGUGGAGGUGCGCGUCGACCUCUUCGUCAACAGCACCUCGGGACCCAUCCUGCGCGCCGCCCUGCGCGCCGGCGGGGCGCUGCGCCUGCGCUGCCGCGACUUCCACGCCGAGGAGCUGUCCCUGGGCGCCACGCUGGCCUUGCUGGAGGCGCUGGAGCCGGCCGGGCUGCGCCGCGUCGACCUGCGCUUCAACAACCUGGGGCUGCCGGGCUUGGCCGAGGUGGUGCCGCGCCUCGAGCGCUUCCCCGACCUGGUGAGCUUGAGGCUGCCCUACAGCAACGUGGACGCGCGGCGGCCGGGGGCGGAGGACGGGCUGCGGCGCCUGGCGGAGGGGCUCGGCCGCCUGCAGCGCCUGCGGGAGCUGAACCUGGGCUCCUGCCGCCUCUCGGGGCGGCUGCGGCAGCUCCUGCGCGCCUUGCAGUGCCCGCUGGAGAGCCUGGAGCUGCCCUUCUGCCACCUCCUCCCCGGGGACCUCGCUUACCUCGUCCAGAGCCCCCACGCGCCCGCACUGAAGAAGCUCGACCUGAGCGGCAACAACCUCUCCGAGGACCUCCUGCUGCCCUUCCUCCAGCUUUUGGCGACGGCCUCGGGCGCCCUGCGCCACCUGGACGCCAUGGAGUGCCGCCUGGCGGACGCCCACCUCGAUGCCCUGCUGCCAGCGCUCCGCCGCUGCGCCCGCCUGGGCUACCUGGGCGUUUUCGGCAACCCCCUGACCUGGCGGGGGGUGAAGGCGCUGGCGGCGGGCACGGCGCCGCUCGCCGCCCUGCGCCUCGUCGUCUACCCGCGCCCCGUGGAUCUCUGCGGCGACGAGGACAACGGCGACGACGUCCCGGAGGACGAGGAGCGCUCGGAGGCGCUGCAGGAGGAGCUGCAGCAGAUGCUGCGCGGCGCCGGCCGGGACGAGGCCGUGUGGACCACGAGCCUGAGCCGCCACGGCGCCCUCGACUACUUCGCGCUGUAGCGCGGGCGGGCGGCGGGAGCACGGGAGCGCUGUAUAAAUCGGUGUCUUUAA